AUGUCUGUUAAUAAAUCUUUUGAGUUAGAUAAUUCGCUGCGCUACAGUCUCCAUGGGUUUUCAUUGGCCAACCCAUCUGUAACUCUAAUUGAAAGGGAGAAGAUCCUAUACAGGAAAUUAACAAAGGAGUCUGUGGCACUAGUUUCGGGUGGGGGGUGCGGACAUGAGCCUGCGCACAGCGGGUAUGUUGGGGAGGGCAUGUUAGCCGCGGCUGUCGCAGGAGACAUUUUUGCGUCGCCGUCGACGGCUCAGAUUUUGACUGCAAUAAGGAUUGCUACAAAGCAAGCAGCUGGAGCAUUGCUGAUCGUGAAGAACUAUACUGGCGACGUUCUUCACUUUGGCCUGGCAGCUGAGCGUGCUCGGUCUAUGGGCAUUGAUUGCCGCGUGGUUAUUGUUGGUGAUGACGUAGCUGUUGGUCGUACCAAGGGUGCAGGAGUUGGACGUCGGGGGCUGGCGGGGACUGUGCUCGUGCACAAAAUCGCAGGGGAGUUUGCCAGAAGCUAUUCUGCGGACUAUGGGCUAGACGAAGUCGCUAAUGUCGCGGAGAUAGUCAAUGACAAUUUAGUUACGAUCGGCGCGUCUCUAUCCCACUGCAAGGUGCCCGGCAGAGACUUCGAGUCCAGUUUGACGGAUUCUCAGAUGGAACUUGGCAUGGGCAUCCACAACGAGCCCGGCGUUCAAGUACUCGAGCCAAUUCCGUCCACAGAUGAGCUAAUAGAAGAACACAUGUUGCCGAAGUUGUUGAGUAAGGAUGACAAUGAGAGAUACUAUGUCGACUUUUCACCCGAUGACGAGGUCAUUCUGUUGGUCAAUAAUUUGGGCGGGAUCUCUAACUACAUGAUGGCAGCCCUUACCGCCAAGGUGUCCGAAUCCUUAGCCAAAUAUGGCAUACGUCCCGUUCGUACCGUGUACGGCUCCGUAAUGACCGCGUUCAAUGGGAACGGCUUUAGCAUUACCUUGUUGAAUGUGACUCGCAGUGAGGCAAGGUUGCAGGACUUGUUGCAGUCUCCAAUCUCAUUACUCGAGCUGUUUGAUGCACCCACCUCUGCUCCUGCUUGGCCGCGGAUAGAUACCGGCAACGACGCCCACGCUUCCGGGGAAACUGACCUGGUGCUCAACACUCCAUCUGCUGCACCUUUUGGGCGCUUUGACUACGAUUUUUUUGCCGCACUAGUUAGAGCAGGCAGCAAGCAGGUUCGCGAAAGCGAGCCGCACAUUACCCAUUUAGACAACAUUGUCGGUGACGGGGAUUGUGGAACUACACUUGCCGCCGGCGCUCAGGCUAUAGAGGAUGCCCUGGAGCAACUACGCGGUCUUUCGUUUUCUGAGGCGAUAGGCCAAGCUUCCCAGAUCAUAGAGGCCUCAAUGGGUGGCACCUCGGGUGCCCUAUAUUCUAUUUUGCUUUCCGGGAUUUGCCACGAGAUUACAGAACUUUGUAGCAGCCCUGAUGAUGAAGUAACGCUGGAGCUUCUUGGGACCGCUUUGCAACGUGCUCUGCAUGCCUUGUACAAGUAUUCAGGUGCCCGUCCCGGCGAUUGCACUAUGAUCGAUGCACUAGAACCUUUCAUUAGCAGCUUGUACCAAGAAAGGGACUUUGCCAAGGCCGUUGAAGCAGCGGAAGAGGGUGCCCGGGCUACGGCCAAGAUGGCUGCUAAGUUUGGCCGAGCAUCCUACGUCUCUGACACUACUGACGUUCCUGAUCCUGGGGCAGUAGGGUUUGUCGCAUUUUUACGUGGUAUGCGCGCCGCUUUCGAGAAAUGGAACUGA
Messenger RNA from Eremothecium gossypii ATCC 10895, 1767 nucleotides. It is a transcript of the gene DAK1, whose product is annotated as dihydroxyacetone kinase. Lineage: Eukaryota; Fungi; Ascomycota; Saccharomycetes; Saccharomycetales; Saccharomycetaceae. Gene Ontology annotation, molecular function: glycerone kinase activity; ATP binding. Gene Ontology annotation, biological process: glycerol catabolic process. The transcript has a single exon. Bases 1 to 1767 code for a protein of 588 amino acids. The record is from RefSeq and is marked provisional. Gene Ontology annotation, cellular component: cytosol.